UUUAUUGUGCCUAGUCACCCCUCACCAGCAAUAGCGCCGGAGUUUUUUAUAGGGAACUCAGAAAUUAACCUGAUCAGAAGUUAAGAGAGAGAGAGAGAGAGAGAUGGCAGAAAUGUACUGCUACAGGGAGGCGUUGCCCUUCGCAGCCAUGGUGACCAUGGAGUGUGUCAACGUUGGCUUAAACACACUUUUCAAAGCAGCUACUUCGGCAGGCAUGAGCUACCAUGUUUUCGUUCCCUAUGCUUAUGCAGUAGCUGCUCUUGUUCUCCUUCCUGCUCCUUUCGUUUCCCACAGAUCAAGAGUGCUUCCUCCACUGAGCUUCUCUAUACUCAGUAAAAUCGCUCUUCUCGGGCUUAUAGGGAGCUCGUCUCAGAUCAUGGGCUUCACUGGUAUCAAAUAUAGCUCACCAGCUCUUGCUUCAGCCAUCAGCAACCUCACGCCAGCUUUUACUUUCAUAUUUGCCAUCAUUUUCAGAAUGGAAAGGGUUGCGUUACGAAGAACAAGCAGUCAGGCCAAACUCCUGGGCACCAUCUUGUCAAUAGCAGGUGCUUUUGUAGUGACUCUCUACAAGGGCCCGCCAAUAAUUAUAUCGCCGAACUCCUCCAUUCCGCUCAGUCAACAUCUUCACUCGACAAACAGCAAUUGGAUAGUUGGUGGCAUACUUCUCACUGCCGAGUAUGUUCUAGUUCCGCUAUGGUACAUUCUUCAGACACAGAUAAUGAAGGAGUACCCGGCAGAGUUAACGGUGGUCUUCUUUUACAAUCUAACUGUCAGCAUCAUAGCGGCAAUUGUAGCACUAAUUACAGAAGGAACUUCGAGUGCAUGGUUAGUGCGGCCAAAUAUAGCACUAGCUUCCAUUCUUUGCUCGGGGCUCCUGGGGUCAUGCCUGAACAAUACUGUUCACACAUGGGCUCUGCACUUGAAGGGACCUGUCUUUGUAGCAAUGUUCAAGCCAUUGUCGAUUGCCAUUGCUGUUGCGAUGGGCGUCAUGUUCCUUGGUGAUAUUCUUUAUCUCGGAAGUGUGAUCGGAGCAACAAUUAUAUCUAUUGGAUUUUACACCGUAAUGUGGGGGAAAGCCACAGAAGAGCUGGGUGAUGAUUGCAAUGCUGCUAAGCCGGAAUCCUCGUGUGCCCAGAAGGUCCCUCUAUUACAAGGCUACAAUGCUACGAAGCUACAAGAUGAACAAGUAUAGGUAGGAGCAGACAGACUUUAUAUGUACAUAAAAUUAACGGCAAAAGCCAAAUUGUUCAACAACCAUCCAGUUAUUGGAAAAGAAAAUGGCAUACAUGGUCAGGCCUUGGUUUGUA
Molecule: messenger RNA, 1307 nt
Organism: Populus trichocarpa (black cottonwood)
Lineage: Eukaryota; Viridiplantae; Streptophyta; Magnoliopsida; Malpighiales; Salicaceae
Product: WAT1-related protein At3g28050
Exons: 7
Coding region: 104-1192 (362 amino acids)
Cellular component (GO): plasma membrane
Molecular function (GO): transmembrane transporter activity
Source: RefSeq, a predicted model, not a curated record